AUGCCACCAACAUCUUACUAUGGGAUCAAUAAUGGGACCCAAAUAGGUAAUAACCAUGGCACAAUCACGACAGAAUUCCACGAGUCCAAGCGACCAAAGACCUCUCACCAUAAAGGCUUGCCUGCCCCACGACACGAUCAGUACACCAUCGCUUGGAUUUGCGCGCUGUACAUAGAGAUGGCAGCAGCUCAGGCAAUGCUGGACGAGACUCACGAAACCCUGCCUGCCCAUGCGCACGAUAGGAACACCUACAUACUAGGAAACAUCAAUCGACAUAGCGUCGUCAUUGCGUGUUUACCAGAAGGGCAGUAUGGAACAAACAACGCAGCGAUCGUCAUGACAAACAUGAAGCGGACGUUCACAGCGAUUCGCGUAUGUUUGAUGGUUGGGAUUGGCGGUGGUGUGCCAAGCAAGGCUGAUAUACGUUUGGGUGAUAUUGUCGUCGGAACAAGGGUUAUGCAAUGUGAUCUUGGGAAAAUUCUUAGAGACGGACAGCUUCAGCGAACGGCGAUUCCUAGAAUUCCUCAUCAGUUGCUUGGAACGGCUGUGUCUACCCUCCGUUCAAAGCAUGAACUAGGCCCUAGCCGAGUCCUAUCUAUCUUACAACAGAAACUAGAAGGACAAUCUGCGUAUUCUCGCCCGAUUUCACCGGAUCGUCUGUUCUAUGCGACCUAUAAUCAUACAUCUCCAACUGAUAGCUGUGAUGGGUGCGACCAUUCAAAGCUAGUCCCACGAAGCACACGGAUGUUGGCCGAAGCAAGGAUCCAUUACGGCGCAAUUGCCUCCGGGAACCAAGUCAUGAGGGACGGCGUAACCCGGGACAACAUUGCUCGACAGCUAGAUGUCAUAUGUUUUGAGAUGGAAACUGCUGGGCUGAUGGACAUCCUCCCAUGUCUCCCAAUCCGGGGAAUCUGCGACUACUCAGACUCUCACAAAAGCAAAGAAUGGCAGAGAUAUGCAGCAGCGACCGCGGCUGCAUACGCAAGGGAAUUGCUUGAGGAGUUACCUGUGACUGAAUCGCAUACAAGCAUUGUCUCCACGACUGUUUCUUGUAAGAACGAAUACCAGCCUUAG
Messenger RNA from Penicillium expansum, 1074 nucleotides. RefSeq lists its product as uncharacterized. Gene Ontology annotation, molecular function: catalytic activity. The record is from RefSeq and is a predicted model, not a curated record. NCBI's taxonomy places the organism in Eukaryota, Fungi, Ascomycota, Eurotiomycetes, Eurotiales, Aspergillaceae. The transcript has a single exon. Gene Ontology annotation, biological process: nucleoside metabolic process. The coding region runs from base 1 to 1074 and encodes 357 amino acids.